AUGGCGGGCACGCCGGGAGCGCCGCUGUCGCCAGACGCAGGCCCGACCGAUCCUCACCUCCCCAAACUGCCGUCCGGCUGGAUAGCGCAGUGGGACAGCAGCUCUCGCAAGUACUACUACGUCCAGAUAAGCACCGGCGUCUCCCAGUGGGAUCUGCCGACCAGUGAAGCCCCUGCCGGCCCUUCACGACGACCCGAGCAGAUUCCCGCAAGCGCAUGCGAAAAUGCGGGCAUUCCCGACCCGGCGAGUGCGCCGAACGGCAAGCCCGAGGAAUACAGCGGCGACAGAGGCCUUGGUAGCACGGCCUUCAACCUUCUAGCAUCACAGCAUGGUGGCGGGAAACAGUCGUCAGGAAUCGGGAGCCUGGCUACAUCCCUCCUGAACAGCAGCAGCUCGCACAGCAGCAACUCUCAUUCUGGCGGACACAGUAGUGGCACCGCCGGACUCGUUGGGUCGCUUGCCAGUAACUUGCUUGGAGGGAGCAAGCCUCAUGGACAACAACAACAAGGGAGCCACAGCGGUUCUUCUAGCUCGCAUCAAAGUAGCGGGUUGGGUAGUGUUUUGGGCGGCAUCCUAGGCGGUGGAAGCCAUGGCUCGCACGGCCAGCAAAACAGUAAUUACGGUUAUUCUUCUGGAGCGCCAUCCUCUGGUGGUUACUCUGGCACGGCUCCGCCUGCCCAGUAUAACCCUGCUGGCUCCGCCUCCCACACACCCAGCUCUGUCCCGUCGUACCCUGGACAACCUGGUUAUAACAACCAAUAUUCCAGCCCCAACCCGCAAAGCGGUCACAACCAAUAUGCGCCUCCUGCACACACCUCGUCGUUCGGUCAGCCGCCGCAGCAUGCGCCCUCAUUUGGCCCGCAAAGUUCGUCAUCGUGGGGGCCGCAGGCGCAAGGUACCCCGUCUUUCCCACCACCUCCUCCUGCUCAACCGCAACAGCACCACCAGGGCAGUUAUGGCUCUACACCGCACGACGCAUCUCAGACUCACGGCGGGUACUUCAACCAGGCGGUUCCGCAGGGUGCUUACGGGCAACAUGGGCAGCAUGGAGGCUACAGCAACAACCAACACCCGCCGCCACCCCCUGCGGGAAGUUAUCCUCAGGGCAACUAUACCGCUGUGCCUUACGGGCAACCGUCCCCUCAUGCAGGGUUUGGUCAAUCGCCGGUGCAGCAUCAGCAGGGUGGCUACAGCGGAGGUUUUAGCGCUCAAGCGCCGAACGGGCAGCACAAUGCAUACGGGCAGGGGCAGCAUCAGACUGGAUACCACGGUAGCGGAGCACCGUCGCAACCUGGGUGGUAA
This is a messenger RNA of Lasiodiplodia theobromae, 1302 nucleotides long. RefSeq names its product WW/Rsp5/WWP domain-containing protein. The record is from RefSeq and is a predicted model, not a curated record. Gene Ontology annotation, molecular function: protein binding. The transcript is spliced from 4 exons. The coding region runs from base 1 to 1302 and encodes 433 amino acids. Lineage: Eukaryota; Fungi; Ascomycota; Dothideomycetes; Botryosphaeriales; Botryosphaeriaceae.